This is a messenger RNA of Xiphias gladius (swordfish), 6058 nucleotides long. It is a transcript of the gene zbtb44, whose product is annotated as zinc finger and BTB domain containing 44. The coding region runs from base 322 to 2337 and encodes 671 amino acids. The record is from RefSeq and is a predicted model, not a curated record. Gene Ontology annotation, molecular function: protein binding; RNA polymerase II cis-regulatory region sequence-specific DNA binding; DNA-binding transcription factor activity, RNA polymerase II-specific. NCBI's taxonomy places the organism in Eukaryota, Metazoa, Chordata, Actinopteri, Istiophoriformes, Xiphiidae. Gene Ontology annotation, biological process: positive regulation of gene expression; regulation of transcription by RNA polymerase II. The transcript has 6 exons.
UACAAAUACAGCGCAGAAAGAACAGCGGGGAGCACAAAGGAAUGAAAACAGCACCUCGAAAACUUUCAAUACCAGCGUGUUGUAAUGUGAAUUCACGUGAGCGUUAUUUAAACUGUGAGGUUUGGCGGAUGGCAGGCUGACAACUGCCUGAGAAGCGCAAGGAAUGUGAGUGAGCGGUGUGGAGCAGCAGGGCGCACCGCUGUCUCCGACUAUCGCCGCUUUUUGUCAGCUGAGCUGUUUGCAUCCCGAGGCCCAGCCGUUAUCACAAGCCUCAUCCCAGAAGGACGCAUUUCCUGUACAGAGUCAGGAACUGACUCCAACAUGGGUGCUAAAACCUUCACCCACAGCUCAACCUCCCACAGCCAGGAGAUGCUGGAGAAGCUAAACGCUUUACGCAACGAGGGUCACUUAUGUGAUGUCACCAUCCGCGUCCAAGACAAGCUCUUCCUGGCUCACAAAGUGGUCCUUGCCUGCUGCAGUGAAUUCUUCCGCUCCAAACUGGUGGGUCGACCAGAGGAGGAGGACAAGUUUGUUUUGGACCUUCAUCAUGUGACUGUUAGUGGCUUCGCUCCUCUGUUGGAAUAUGCCUACACAUCUACCCUCUCCAUCAGCACAGAGAAUAUCAUCGAUGUCCUGGCAGCUGCAAGUUAUAUGCAGAUGUUUGCUGUGGCGAGCACAUGUUCAGAGUUCAUGAAGUCAAGUAUUCUGUGGAGCCCGGGAAACAACAACAACAACAACAACAUGACAGCAGAUAAACCGCAUGAAUCAGCACAAGAGAGCGCCUCAUCAAACUGCGCCUUGACGCCACUGGACGGCAGUGUGUCACCUGUGUCGUCGGACUGCAGCGUGAUGGAGAGAAAUGUUCCUAUAUGCCGUGAAUCACGACGGAAACGCAAGACCUUUGUAACAAUGGCAUCACCUGAGAGUCCGCUCAAAUGCACUACACAGAUCGUCACCACCUCCCCUCAGAUCCCCAACCCAUCCCCUUCAUUCUCAGACAGCACAGCCCAGCCUGUAGAGUCCUCCCUGGCCUUUCCAUGGACUUUCCCAUUUGGUAUUGACCGGAGAUUCCACUCGGACAAAUCAAAGCUCCCAGAGAGCCCUCGUUGUUUAGAGCAGGGCACUCCAGGGACCUCAGAGGUGGUAGUUGGCCGGCGGCUCAGCGACUUCCUGACGUGCGAGAGCUCUAAGGCAGUGUCGUCACCAGUGCCAGCAGAAGAGGAAGAUGUGAGGGUGAAGGUGGAGCGGCUCAGUGAUGAGGAGGUCCAAGAGGCGUCCUCUCAACCAGUCAGUGCCUCCCAGAGUUCGCUGAGUGACCAGCAGACGGUGCCAGGGAGUGAACAGGUCCAAGAGGAGCUCCUCAUCAGUCCACAGUCCUCCUCUAUAGGGUCGAUGGAUGAGGGAGUGUCUGAAGGCUUGCCGUCAAUGCAGAGCACCUCUAACGCUGGAGGACAUGCAGAAGAUGAUGAAAGGUUGGAAGGUAUUCAGUAUCCAUACCACCUCUAUAUCAGCCCUUCAGCCCGACCCGGCACCAACGGCCCUGACCGGCCCUUUCAGUGUCCAACCUGCGGAGUCCGAUUCACACGAAUUCAAAAUCUGAAACAGCACAUGCUCAUACACUCCGGCAUUAAGCCUUUCCAGUGUGACCGCUGUGGGAAAAAGUUCACACGGGCCUACUCCCUAAAGAUGCAUCGGCUGAAGCACGAAGGUAAACGCUGUUUCCGGUGCCAGAUUUGUAGCGCCACAUUCACGUCCUUCGGUGAAUAUAAGCACCACAUGAGGGUCUCCCGACACAUAAUCCGCAAGCCGCGGAUUUACGAGUGCAAAACGUGCGGCGCCAUGUUCACCAACUCUGGCAAUUUAAUUGUACACCUGAGGAGUCUGAACCAUGAGGCAUCCGAACUAGCAAACUACUUCCAGAGCAGUGAUUUCCUCGUGCCCGACUACCUGAGCCAGGUACAGGAGGAGGAGGAGGUGCUGGGAGUCCAGUAUGAGCUGGAGGAGUCCCAGCAUCACCCCGUAUACCCGGGAAGCACCUCCACCUCCACCACCACUGCCGCCUCGUCCUCCUCCUCAGUCCAGAUGCCUGUCAUCUCCCAGGUCUCCUCCUCUACCCAGAAUUGCGAGAGUUCCUCUGGCUUCCUUUCACCUGAGCCCCUGGAUCCCCUGGAAGCCCCAGCCUCCCUCAAGAUGGACGCUGACGAGACGGCAGCCAUGACAAAGGAGACCAAAAUGGACAGCAGUGUAGGGGGCAGUUCCCCAGAGGUGUUUGAAGAAGAACAGCAACAGCAGCAGCAUGCCCAGGCCAAGGGGUUGGUUUCCAUUACCAUAGAAUGAUUAAAGUCUUCUACUUGCCCAUCACGUCUUAUUUUGCAGCCAUGUCAUAUGGGAAUAUCUGUUGGAACACCAUGACGGCUAAAAGGGACGACCUGGACGUGCACAUGUUGAAACUUCAUCACGUGAAGCCAUCAUGAUUGAAGUUACCUGAAGACUUCAGUUGCCUUAGUGUUGCUUUCCACAUGCAACUCAAAUUCACUUAUUUGAGUUAAUGUUUUACACCAAACCAAAUCCAGCAAAGUAAAUGAUAAUUGUCUUUGUUUUCUCUGCAAUUAUAGUGCAAUUUCUUAAACUUGACUGAAGCAAUUUCCUUGUUGGUGACAUGAGAUUUCAGUAGGUCGUGAAAUCUGGGUUCAGUCCAUCCCCAAACCCGAAUUUCCGGUAUUUAUCACCCGGAUAACCAAGUGAACAGUAUUUUUAAGAGUAAUUUUUGAAAAGGCUGUUUUUUCCCAUAUGACGUGAAUGCAGUGCUAGCUAAAGUCAUUUCUGUCUUAGCCAAUUUGAGGUCUGUUAAAUCCAAGCCUUGCCCUAUUUUGGAAAGUGCCUGAGUUCCCAUUUUAACAAAGUAAUCUGUAGAGGAGGAAGAGGUCUUGACUUUGCCAACAGUGACAAAUAAAGCCUUUGCAAACUGAGCUAAAGAAAAAAUACUUGUAUUUCAUUUGUAGUGAUAAUGCUAGUUUGUAUGGGAAGAGACUGUGUUAUUCCUUCAGUGCCGUCGCUAUAGGCAAACUGUUAAAUGUCAAUAUUAUCUAUAUUGCAAUAGCUUGUACUGUAGUUUUACUAUUUGAAUGCUGUGUAAGUUGUGUGUUGUGAAAUAUGAUACGUCAGGUGUGUGUAUGUGCAUUUCUUUUAAUCAAUAUGAACACAGUACAUUUCAUUUUUAAAUGUUAAAAACUUGAAAUUAUAUUGGCGGAGUAUUCCCUUUAGAUGUUUGUGCAGUAUAUGGUUUUUUUCUGACCUAUUGCAAGUAUUUUUUUUUUUUAAUUUUAAUGAACACUGUUGUUAAAUCAAACCUGAACUCUAAGAGUUUAGAAAAACUCAGAUCAGCACUGAUGCAUCUUUGUUUCAAAAUCUUAACCAAUAAAUGAAAAAAUACGACCAAAUUUUAUGUAAAACAAAAGAAUUUUUAAAUUUGGACUUACAAGGUUUUUCUCACAACUGCAGUGUUGUAGUCCCAGAUGGGCUCUAAGAUACGGUAAUGUAGCAUUUCAUCCUAGCCGAAGUUAGACUUGCUUGACAAAUGGCAGUUUUCUUCCCUUUUAAACACGGUUUGUCAUAGACAUUGAUAUCUGAUAUGGCUUUCAAAUUAUGGUCGUCCUGAUUUACCAAGGUACACUGCUGAUGUUGUAAGAUGUUGCAUGACUGUCGAAGUGAUUUUUCAUUUAGGUACACCAUGAUUGUCUUUGAUCCUUGUGUGACUUCGUGGGUGGUAAACCAAGAAUAUUAUGUUACCAAAAGUGUGGACUAACCACCAGCAUUCUCUCUGUCUUUUGUUUUUUUUUUUGUGUUUUUUUUUUUUGUGUUUUUUUACCUUAGUUGUCACAAACGGAAAAAUUACUUAAGAAAAUUUCCCUGACUAAAAUUUUAAAAAUUACUGUAUGCCUGCAGCCAGGGAAGCAGGUAGUGAUACAAAAAGAUUAUGAUGGCUGUCUGUGAUGGCCAAUUUUCAGUCAGAACAGAUUACAAGGGUGGUAGGUGUUAUUUGAUAAUAUUGCUUUGGAAGCAAUGGGAGCGUGCUAGUGUGUGAAUGCAAAUACUGUGAGUAUCAUUAUAAAUGAUAACUUUAAUAUGUUGUGUUAAGCAAAAGCUUAUCCUUCACCUUCGACUGAUAAUACAGUUUGGCAGGUGGUGUUACUUAUUUCAUUUACUUUUUUACGCUGAUUUUGGGUCAGACCUCCAACUCCUGUUACCUGUGUUGUGCCAACAUGGUUGUAAUUGUGUACCCUAGACAUUUCUUGUGCCUGUAUUUUUAGAAGAUAAUGAUACCCAUGGUGAUAAUCCAUGAGUUGAAUGCUACUGACUGUGAAUGGGUUUCCUUUUCAGUGAAAUCUUCUAUUUGUGGUUUGCCCCUUGAAAGUAGUACUAACCGCCCACAUUUAGGAUUGUCACAGCAGGAUGUAAGCCCUCACAUACAGGGUUGAUUGUAAAUGUAGAGAUGAAUAUUGCUGUGAUAAGGGCGUCAAUAUUAAACUGUCCUGAUCAUUGAAAUCCACUGAGAGCUAUCUUAAUAAGAGCUUGAGUGACCCUGUGCCAUCAGUCGCUUUCAUCAAAGUUGUGCCAUUUCCCCUUUUCAUCUGGGUACAAAUCAAGCUUUUUCCUACAGGACCAAAUGUCCUCUAUAACAUUGGGGAUUUGCCAUGGCAAUCAGUAACUGCACAUAAUAAAAUAAAGAGAUAAUCAUUUUAAGUGGUCCAUGCUAUUUAGCAAAGGGGUCUUGCUGUUGUGCCCCUGAAAACACUGUAUGAUGUUGUGCAUUUAAGAGGCAAGCCUUAGUAAAUGGACCUAUGAACUCUAGUUGCACAAUAUCAAAAUUUUAAAAAUGUUUUCUAUUCUCCAAUUGUAUGUCAAGCUUUUCAUCUGUUAUGUUCGGUGUCUGUAUUCAAACAACAUUUUUAUAAUGAAAUGCUGCUGUUUGUCGAAACGCAAAGUGCCCAAAAUAUUUUUGUGAACCAAUGGUGUGCAAUAAAUAGACCGGUGGUGUUUUAAAAGUUUUAACUUUGUCUUUGGAAUGAUGAAUUAUAUAAAAAAAGAGAAUGUAUCAUUUUGUUUUAUUCAGAUGUGACUGAAGGUGAAUCAAAUAGGCAAGGGCCCCAUUUGAUCUGUGAAACAAGGAACAAGGCUUUGUUAUCAAAUGACUGGUUCUAUUCAGCUCCUUUCUGUUUGUUUCUAAAGUUGCAUGUUCAUAUUGUUCUGUGAAGUGGAGAGCAUGUCUUAAGUUGGCGAUGCAUUCUGUCAAGGCCUUAUUUGUUGAUGACUCUUCAUCCAGCAUAGCUUUGAUCUGUUGUUCAGCAUGCCCUCUUCUUUUCUGUACGUUAUCCCUUUAUGUGCAAUGUUUUAAAAUAUCUUGAUUAUAUACAGGACAUGCCUUUUAAUGUACACUUGAUGUUGUAUACGUUUUCCAGUCCUUAUGGUUUAUUUAAAAGCAGGAAAAUAUAAGAAAAAAACAUGGUAGCUCUUCAUAAUGGCAUAUAUAUUUUUGGUGACUUUUGUAUGGAUGCUGUUUCAUGGCAUCUUUGGAUAUUCUUGUUAAAUGUGAAUAGAACAGCUUAGUCUAGGAGCGUGGGGGGCCUUGGUAGUCUUCACUUUGUGACUGUCUGCAAUGUGUGUGUGUAUAUAUAUAUAUGUAUAUAUAUAUAAAUAUACAGUAUAUACACUCAUACUAUGUUGCGUAUUCUUUAUACUGUAGGCUACUUGAUUACAACCUGCUUUGAGACAGAUGUUGUAAUUUGUGUCUUUGAUACUGUAUUUAAGCUGUAGUUUGGAGAAACUGUACAAAAACAUCCCAGAUAGUAGUGCAACCUACACAUUGAAUAGGGAGAAGUGAUGUUUGUGGUGUUGAGUGUUUUAACUGGAUAAUAUUCCACAGUUGGCUUUUAAAAACUGACAAGACCACUCUGUAUUUUAGGGUUUAUGGUUGUUCUGAAUCUUUACUAGUGUUCUGGCUUUGCAGUCCUGUUGUUAUGAAAAAGAGUCGUUUUUGUAAAAGUAUAAAAUGUAAAUA